AUGUUAGACAGGAGAAGAAGGUUCAGGAUGUUCACAGGGAACCAAAACCCAGACGACCAAACCCCAGAGGAGCAGGUUUUCUAUGAGUUUAUUUUUAGGCUCUUCAAAGAGAAUAAGGUGGAGAUUGCGAGUGCGAUAAAUAAGCCAUUUCCUCUCCUUAUGGGCCUCCGAGACCGUGGCUUUAUCUCCGAGCACAAGUAUCAACAUUUUCAAGAAGCUUGUAGAAAUCAUGUCCCAGUGGAAAGAGUGGUCUAUGAUGUGCUCAGUGAACUGGAGAAGACAUUUGACAAGACAGUUCUGGAUGUACUGUUCAGCAAUCUUAACCUAAAGGCCUAUCCUGACUUACUUGAGAUUUGCAGAAGCUUCCAAAAUGUGAUUUAUGACAACUUCCAUCAUGAAGCCAUUGAUGAAGAGACAAAGGAGAUGCUCCACCCACAAAUACCCCAUGAGCUAGAGUCCUGUGAACCCUCACCUCUCCGAAUAAAUAAUGUCAGAACCUUGGAAGAGACACCCAGCUUACUGCCUAAUGAGGGACCAGUUUCCUGUGAGCACAAAGCUCUCCAAAGGACGAAUGGAGGCGAUUUUGAAGAGAUACCUGAGCUGCUACCAGGCGAUGGGGGAGUGUCCUGCGAACAGGUAGUUCUACAAAGGGACGACGGAGAAGAAUCAGAAGAAAUGCCCAGAUUACUACCUUAUGAUAGAGAAGGAAAAAAGAAAGGCCAUGCCUGGACAAGAAUUAAAAGGAGAUAUCAGGGAAACAUACACCAAAAAGACAGAAGCAAUAUCGCUGGUCAGUCGGUCUCCAGGGGGAGAAAGGGGAAAAUGCGUCUGCAAGAACGUGCCAAGAUCAGGGGGAAAAAGAGAGGCAGAUCUCUUACUAACUUAACUCACAGUGAUAGAGCCCCACGGAAAAGAUUCCGGUCAAGAGGGUCAAGAAAGCACAGAGAUGAUAGUGUGAAUUUUCACUCUCAAAUACUUCCUGUGACCUGUGGUAAGGAGAAGGGGAUGUUAUAUAAGAAGAGACUGAAACGAGGAGCCUUGGUGAGGUGUAUACAGAAUGAGGAUGGAAAAUGGUUCACCCCCAGGGAAUUUGAAGUCACAGGAGGCCACGCAAGAUCAAAGAACUGGAAGCUGAGUGUGCGCUGUGGUGGGAGGCCCCUACGAUGGCUGAUAGAGAAAGGACUUCUACAUAAUCCUCCAAGAAAAUAUUUCAGGAAAAGAAAGAGAAUACCAAAGUCUCACGACAAUACCUUAAUUGACCCUUAUCUGGGAAACUCCGACGUGUGUGAGACGUGCCGGGAUGGAGGACAGCUGUUCUGCUGUGAUACCUGUUCGAGAUCUUUUCAUGAGGAUUGUCACAUCCCACCUGUGGAAACUGAGAGGAGCCCAUGGAGUUGCACCUUCUGCAGGAUAGAGUCUUUUGGAAGGCAGCAGUGUCACGGGGAAUCUGAGGUCCUGGAGAGGCAGAUGCAGCCUGAGGAGCAGUUGAAAUGUGAGUUCCUCCUCUUGAAGGUCUAUUGCCAUUCAGAGAGCUCCUUUUUUUCGAAGAUUCCAUAUUAUUAUUAUAUUAGAGAGGUUUCUCAAAACCUAAGGGAACCCAUGUGGUUGGACAAAAUCAAGAAGAAGCUGAAUAAACAGGGUUAUCGCCAAGUGGAGGGGUUUGUGCGGGACAUGCGCCUCAUCUUUCAGAACCACAGGGUAUCUUACAAGUACAAUGACUUUGGCCUAAUGGGACUUAGACUGGAGGCAGAAUUCGAGAGGAAAUUCAAGGAAGUGUUUGCUAUUGAAGAAACAAAUGAGAGCAGUUCACUGGCAUAGUGGGGGCUGUUGGUAUCCUGGAAAAUUCCCUUUGAGGGCAGAAUUUUCAUCUGCCAGUUGCUGUGAGGAUUGGCUGCUGAUGCCACCCCUCCCCAAAGUAUCACCUUCUGCCAAUGCCGGCUGGAGUUUACACCUAUUGGGUCUGGGGGCUGGCCCCCAGCCCCAAGGUGAGAUGAAUAUGUGGUGCGAUUCAUGCUCCUGCACUCCCCCACGAGAUCAAGCUGGAGCUAGUUUCCAGCUGGGACCACAUCCAUGCUUGGUUUUUUUCCACCACGCGAUCCUGCUUCCCUCUCCCUUCUUCUGAAAAAAUUCUCAUAAUAAAUCACUUACUUAAGAGACUUUA
This is a messenger RNA of Leptonychotes weddellii (Weddell seal), 2161 nucleotides long. NCBI's taxonomy places the organism in Eukaryota, Metazoa, Chordata, Mammalia, Carnivora, Phocidae. The record is from RefSeq and is a predicted model, not a curated record.